CCCUCUCCGCAUUCCAAUCAAUCCAAACCCUAGAGCCAACACCGACGAUGUCCUCCGCUUCGUCUUCCUCUCCGGACUCGCCGGAGCUCCGGAAGGACCACAUUUUCAAUCGCUGGGUCAUUUUCUCUUCGGCGAGGUCCCGCCGUCCCUCUGAUCUCAAAGUUCACUCCCCUACCUCGAACCCUAACCCUAAAUCUAACACCUCGUGCCCCUUCUGCGCCGGCCAUGAGGACGAAUGCGCCCCGGAGAUCUUCCGAGUCCCCGCUGGGUCCUCCGUCGCCGGUUGGAAGGUCCGCGUUAUUGAGAACCUAUACCCGGCGCUUCGGCGUGAAUUGGAGCCCCCGAAUUCUGGUUCUGAUGUGGUGUGUAUGAGGGGCUUUGGGUUCCAUGAUGUGGUAAUUGAGACGCCGUCUCACAAUGUUCGUUUGCCGGAUUUAUCGGAUUCGGAGAUCAAGGAAGUUGUGUUGGCAUUCAAAGAGCGGAUUGAGCAGCUAAGGAGAGUUGGAUCGAUUAAGUACGUACAGGUUUUCAAGAACUAUGGUGCAACAGCUGGAGCGUCACUGAGCCAUUCACAUAGCCAGAUCAUCGGUCUUCCAAUUGUUCCUCCUAUGGUUUCUACCAGGUUGGAUAGCAUGAAGGAGUAUUUUGAUAGGACUGGGAAAUGUGGUCUUUGUGAUAUUCAACUCAAGAAGAUUUUGAUAGAUGAGUCCUCCCAUUUUUACGCAAUUGUUCCUUUUGCUGCUUCAAAUCCGUUUGAAAUCUGGAUUGUUCCUAGGAAGCAUGCCUCUCAUUUCUACGAGAUAGAUGAUGAAAGGGCAGCCGAUUUCGGUUGUCUGUUGAAGCUCAUGCUGCUCAAGUUGACAUUGCAGCUUAAUGACCCGCCUUUUAACUUCAUGAUCCACACUGCACCAUUUGAGCUGCCAUUGUCAUCCUCCCAUUCUACUCAUUGGUUCCUACAAAUUGUUCCUCAGUUACACGUUAUCGGAGGAUUUGAGACCGGAACUGCUUGUUAUAUCAAUGCUGUCUUCCCAGAGGAUGCUGCCAAGAUCCUGAGGGAAGUGAAGACCCACAAGUAACAUUUAACAAUUUUUGCAACUUUUUAGCCCCCAAUUAAUCAUCAUUAAAGGGCCCAUUAAUAAAUGAGGAGUAUCAGUUUAUGGUGGCUUUUACUCAAUUUAUACCUAAAUAUCAUGUUGAUGAAUAAUUUCUGAGGGCCAUGGCUUGCCAUUGUUCUUAAUCUUUA
This is a messenger RNA of Dioscorea cayenensis subsp. rotundata (Guinea yam), 1243 nucleotides long. Its product is annotated as ADP-glucose phosphorylase. Bases 48 to 1076 code for a protein of 342 amino acids. The record is from RefSeq and is a predicted model, not a curated record. Lineage: Eukaryota; Viridiplantae; Streptophyta; Magnoliopsida; Dioscoreales; Dioscoreaceae. The transcript is spliced from 3 exons. Gene Ontology annotation, biological process: beta-D-galactose catabolic process via UDP-galactose, Leloir pathway. Gene Ontology annotation, molecular function: zinc ion binding; UDP-glucose:hexose-1-phosphate uridylyltransferase activity.